CAUCACUCCACCAAAAUCACCAAAAUGCCACCCGAACCACAUGAAAUCGAAGAGCGCAUAGCUAAAGCCUCUCAUGCAAUGGAUAAUGAUCCUUACCUGAGAGGUACGAAGGCUGCAAAGCAAUUUGGGGCCCCAUACGAACGUCUAAUGGCUCGUCGACGUGGGCGUCCACCCAGCCACUCGCGAGGGGGGCAGAACAAAAAGCUCUCCGCACCACAAGACGAUGCUCUAAAGGAGUAUAUUCUUAUGCUCCAAUAUUCCGGCCGUGGGGCCAAUAUAUACGAGAUUCGUGCAGCUGCAGGAAGGCUCCUUUUUUGGAGCUCUGGGGAUUCCAAUUCGUUAAGAAGAUAUAAUAUGGAGGAUUACGAUAUGUCUAACUUUAACGAAAGUGGAUUCCAAAUUGGAGUAGUUACCGGCGAUCGAGUCUACGUUUCCCACGAUUGCGAAGCUAUAUAUAAUACAGAUCCAGAGAAUCGAGAGCUUGUAAUAGCAGUGGCUAUGAUUAAUUAUGGAGGAACCAAGGUACCAGCAAUGAUUAUUUUUAAGGGAGCAUACCACUUGCGGGGACAUUUCAAAAACCAGCUUGACGAGAAUAUACUUUUUGCACGAUCUCCUAUAGGAUUUACUAAUUAUCGGCUUGGAGUAUGCUAUAUUAAGUAUUUUGACAGAUUCUGUCCCCCUUCUGGACCCGGCAGAUAUCCUUUAAAGCAUUGGUUCCAAGUCGAAUUACGUCAAGAGAUCUUUAUGGGUGCAGAGACAAUGGACAAAAAGGCGUUUUUUGCGAUAUUCCAGAGGUUCUGGGAUAAGGUGUUUAAUAGCCGCACGAUCACACGGAAUUCCUUCAAGAAAACAGGGCUAAUUCCUCUCGAACCAGAAGUGGUACUCUCAAAAAUGAAGGAAUAUAAGCAACUUCAGAAGCAAACAAGACGACAAGCUC
Hyaloscypha bicolor E is the source of this 937-nucleotide messenger RNA. RefSeq lists its product as uncharacterized. The transcript is spliced from 3 exons. The annotation marks the transcript as partial. The record is from RefSeq and is a predicted model, not a curated record. NCBI's taxonomy places the organism in Eukaryota, Fungi, Ascomycota, Leotiomycetes, Helotiales, Hyaloscyphaceae.